UUCCCCUCUGGCGGGAAAAAGUACUGUCACUUCAGUUGCAUCAUAACCUGAAUUUUGUGUUUUUCUGCGACGUGUUGUUCCAGGAUUAGGAAAAAUCCCCAUUUAGAAGAUCUCCCAGCGUAUUUACCGGAGUUUCUCUCGGAAAAUCCCUUAAGGAGUGUCUGAGGAUCAAAAUGGUGGUGCUGCAGCAGUGUGUUUACCCAAAUAUUGGGCAGAAAUUGAGUGAAAUGGUCUUCUGCGAUGAGAAAACCUACGUCAUCGUGGGAGUGAUUGGGAAAUCUUCAGCACCACACUGCAAUAAGAUGGAGAUCUUUAAGAAUCUUUCGGAAUAUCCGAGCCUGGCUGAGAAGAUCCUCCUUGAUGGUGGACAGGAGGGCCGAAUUACAUUCUACGUGGACAACAGCAAUCACAUAAUAUAUCUACACUUCGAGACCACCUACGAUAAUGGAGUUAUGAUGAAGAUGCUGGAGGAAGAGGAGGAUUACGAGCACUUCGUUAAUUUCUCCACGCACAUCCGGACAAGAUUCGGCCGGAUGCUGCUGUUCGCCAGUCAAGUGUGCCACAUAGUUGUGCUGGUGGAGACUCAGAGUGACUUCGACAGGACGUACUUGGGUCUGUUCAGGAGCCUGAAGGUCAUUCGGGAGAAAUACGUGCUGAAGUUUUUACCCAAGUUCUUGAAGAACUCCACUGCUGGGGGCAUUUUGGGCAAGGAAGGUCGAUUGUGCUCACCCAGGUUCAUCUUCUUUUUUGAGCAUUGCCCCGGAGGAUGCGAGGAUGAUUCGGAAAAACUGCGCAGGAUGGAAUUUGAGAUGGAGGACGACAUCUAUAAGAUGCUGAGAAAUGAUUUUAUUAUCAUGAAUAAUAGUGGAAAUUCGCUGUUUUCGAUUCCAAGGAACAAGAGAUUCGUCUUUAUCAAUACUGACAGAGAGAUUCAUUCGGAUCCCACUGUGGAUGCCUUGAAUCUUCUCAUGGAGUGCUUAAACAAGCCUACAGGGAGGAAUUCGGCAGGAAGGGAGGAUGAAUUCGACUCCAUCAGGCCUUUUAGAGGGUUUGCAAAGCCCUUAAGUGCCUAUGGACAAGACACAGAGAAGAAUUCGCCCAGGAACUUCAUGAAUUUGAUUAAAGAGCAUGUUCAGGAGGCGUUGAGAGUGGGAUUUGACGAUAGCAUGGCGAAAUUCAGAGGGAAGAGUCACUUUGCGGCUCCCACGGCAAAAGCGUGGCUGGAAACCUUCAAGUUGCUGCACAAGAUCUUCCUUGAGAACCCAGACAGUCCAUGCUUUGAGGCCAAUGAUACGGAUUACAAGUCGUAUCUGGAGAAUUUUACACGAAUCAUGGACAUUGAUGAGCGAUUCUUCGCCGAGUGUACAGAAGAUGGCUUGGAGUUUGCCACUCUGCACUAUCACGAACUCCUGCCGCAUCACUACAGCCGACCUUUUCACGAGCAGAAGUUGCGCCAGAGCGUGGAGCUGUUCAGGAAGUACGCCAGGGGCCCCAGGAAGGAGGAAUGCGAGGCAAAGUUGCGGGAAGUUUGCGAGGCGACAUGGUUGUCAAAGCAGCAAUGUGAAGCGCCGAGUUUAAGUGGAAAUCCCUGCACUCUGGCCAAGCACACGGUCACAGAUCCCACGCAGCACUCCAGUGGCGUUGUCUAUGUAUCCACCUGCAACUGUGGCAGGACGCAGGGACGACGCGAAGAUCCGUACACGACCAAGCAAGCCAAUUAUGACUUCUAUCAACUCCUGGCUGCGAACUGUUCGGGUUGUCUCAAGGCUGAGAAGUUCAUCUUCCCCAUCUUCGAGCCUUCGGGCGUGGAUUUCCGGGCUGCUGAGGUGGUGCAUGAUGAUUUGGGCGAACUGUACUCACAAGAUUCCAGCAAUGCCGCCACUCAACUCACGCACAGUCACACGGAUCUCAGUUUGAAGACACUGGACGAUAAGAUGUCGCCGGAGAAGAGGAAAUCGCCCGAAGACGUGCAGGAGAUCGUGGUGAAGGUGGGCGAGAGUCCUGAGAAGGUCAUGCGACAACACUCCACCACUGAGUAUCUCCCGGGAAUGAUUCACACACAGAGUUUAUCUGGAUUGCUGCCGCAAUUCCCUAGUUGGUCUCUAGUCUGCAUCGGUCCGAGCUCGAUCUAUAGCCACAUCUCCGGACUGCCCGAACACACACAAUCUGGCUUCCUCUCGGGGGCCAAUUUUCUCAUUCCCUGGGACGUACACGUGCGUCUGGAGCACUCAACCUCCUGGGCGGCGUACUACGAGAAGAACCGUCCGAGAAAGCGCAACAAGCAUCAAUCAGGCGACGUUGGAACUGUCUUCCAGCUGAAGAUCUUCGUGGGCUGCGAAUACGAAUGCCCGCGCGGACAUCGCUUCAUUAUGGCGUCUCCGGAUAAGAUUCUGCGCGGCGGCGGAGGCUCUCUGGCCAAGGACAGCGGCAGGAAAGUGGUGUAUAACGAUAUGCCACUCUACUUCCCCUGUCCGUGCCGAGCGGGGAAAUCCCUCACGGCGCAGCUAAUGCGAGUGCAUGUGGUGACGCCCAAGGCGCCGGUGAAUGUGAACCUGGAGCCACGCGUGAGGAUUGGCGCGCGGGGCAGCGGCACCACCUUCACGGCUGGUCUGUCAGAGCCAGCGAAACUCAGCCAGAGCACUUACUGGAUCCUGCGACUGCCGUACAUCUAUCAAGGCGACGACGGGCCCAUCUGUCCGCCGCCGGAGGUCAGCUCUACUGGCGCCAGCGUCCACGGCUGCCUCCUGGCCGGCAUGUACGGAGUGACGGAAACAGAGGCCGCAGACGGUGACUCGUCAAUCGUUAUCUAAACCUUUAAAACUAUCUUCGCUCUCCAUUGAGCACUUGAGCGAGUGUGGACGCCUUCGCCCAGGCUGUGCAUCUGUGUGCGGAUCCGGCCGGCAAACAAAGCAAAGUCCACGCUGUCCAGACAA
Phlebotomus argentipes is the source of this 2933-nucleotide messenger RNA. Its product is annotated as nonsense-mediated mRNA decay factor SMG8. NCBI's taxonomy places the organism in Eukaryota, Metazoa, Arthropoda, Insecta, Diptera, Psychodidae. Gene Ontology annotation, biological process: nuclear-transcribed mRNA catabolic process, nonsense-mediated decay. The record is from RefSeq and is a predicted model, not a curated record. Bases 174 to 2810 code for a protein of 878 amino acids. The transcript has 3 exons.